AAAUGCUGAGUCUCCCGAGCAUCGUGGGCCCGGACGAAUCACCUGUUCACUACCUGUUUACGUUCCAAACGGAGCAACAAAACCCUCCCCCACUAAAAAAAAACAAUAAUAAAAAUGAAUUAUUGAGAACGACGAGUGCCCGCAGCCGCCCCUAAACACUACACCUAGUUCACGAAUUGCUACGUGUUCUCCACAUUCUUCAUUCUUGUCACCAAAACUGAGAAAAUUAUUCCUCGCAUAACAAGACAAGUGUUUUCCAAUCAUCUGUUGAGUGAAGUUCGAUUGUAUUGGUCAGUACCAGGCAUCAAUGGCGGUCUAUCAUUCUUCUUUCGGGGAAAUUGGGGGUUAUUCCGGUGACAAACGGAGCACAGUGUUCCCAUGACCCCAAGGGUAACAAGUAAUAUCUUAGAAUUAGUGAAAAUAAAAGAGUGGUGAUAACAGAUAAAUCGACCCAAAGGAUUGACAAGUAGAUUAUUAGGAAUUUUUGAUGAGAGAGAUGAUGAGCAAUAGCUGAAGGAUUGAACAAGUAAAUUAUGGCUAUGAGGAAACGAAGUGGCUCUGGCUCGAAGCGCCAGCACAAAGGGAAGCUCGUGCCUAUCUACGAGAGCCUCUUCAGGGGAGAGGACCUCACGCAGUCGCAUCCCAAUUUCUGGAAUGAAUUGUUCCUCAUCAAACCGAUGGUGCCUCAAAUCGAGGCUGAGAUUCUUCGCCUCAGCAGCGACCAGCUCCACACCUGCAAAGCCAACCUGAACUCCCUAGUCUGUCACUGCGUGGACACCCUAGUUGACGAGCACCCCUUCCGCGUGGUGUACGCCCUGCAGACCCUGGCGGCAGUGAUCCAGUCAAUGUACAAAAAAGCUAGUCAAAUUGACAGCGACUUCAGCUUAAUCGACAUUCUCGUCGGCUUGGAGUCGGCAGAGCAGCGGAUGACGACCCUCAUGCAGCACUGCAACAACUUCCUGACGGGCGAGUACCCAGACAGCCUGAAAGCCCUCUGCCUCAAGCUCCUCCUGAUCAUCACGACAGGCAUGGACAACCUCAACCAGAACUCCCUCCUCGAGCACGUCAUGGUGAACGGUGUCUUCGAGUCGUUGAUCCAACUCCUGCGGUCAACGGCGUCUCGAAAUCGUCAUGGGAAUGAUGCAGUUCUUCUUUUAACUCUCCUAGUCAACUACAGAAAGCACGAGAGCACGAAUCCUCACAUUGUGAAGCUGUCGAUCCUCGAUGAUGAGCUGGCUCUCAAUGGGUAUGGCCAGGUCAUCUCGAGCUCCCUCACGGACUUCUGCAGACUUUUUGUGCAACAGAAAGCGGAGGUGCAGACCUCGUGGCUGUCUUCACUCACCAGCAUGGUGGGAAGCAUGUUCAUAGGUGAAGAGGAAGCCAACAACCAGCAAGUCCGGGCGAACAACGCCCUCCUGCUGGCGCUGUACGAGGCAACCCACCUGAACCGCAACUUUGUCACGACCCUGGCGUUCACCCAGAGUGACACAUCAGCCCCCCCAUCCCCGAACAACACCCUGGGUCCGAACGCAGUGGCGCCAACCCAGCCCCCUGACAUAAUAACCCAGCCCUUCAACCUCCUCGCGACCUUCCUGCAGUACUGCUCGAUCGUGAUGCAGGUAAUCAGGACCGAGGCCAUCCUGAACAACGUCAAGCUCUGCUUCUUGAUCCUGAGUUGCAUUGCUGAGGACCAGUACGCCAACUCCUUGAUGCACGACGCCAAUCUGGCAUUUCGAGUGCAGCUGCAUCGAGUGCCAAUGCACCACAGGAAGAUCCACGACAAGGCAGCCCCCACCCAGCCCCUGGCUGCCACUCUCCUGGACCUGCUGGUGGAGUUCAUCACCUCUCACAUGAUGAAGAAGUUCCCUCUGGAGCUGUACCACCAGUGCAUAGGGGUCCUCCAGAGAUUACUGUGCUAUCAGAAGAGGUGUGGGGUGAGGCUGGGGUACCACUGGAAGGACCUCUGGACAGCAUUGUUCAAUUUACUUAAAUUCCUGACGACCCAUGAGGCGCAUCUCGUGAAGAAGAUGAACAUCUUUCCCCUGGCCAUCCAAGUCGUCAACAUUCUGAAUCUCUUCAUCACGUAUGGGGACACAUUCCUCUCGUUGCCCAGCAGUUACGACGAACUUUUCUACGAGAUCAUCAGAAUGAGACUGAUAUUCACCAAUCUGAAUGCCAUGGCACUGAGGUACUCGACGAUGGAGGCGUAUGAGUACAAGGAGCAUGCACUCAAGCUGAUGAAUUGUUUGGUGAAUAUGAGGGAUAUUGUUAAUCACUUUCCACCGAAAAUCGCAGCCUGGCUCGCUGCGGAGAGCCUCUCGACUCCGACUGAGCAACAGAUCAUGGCGAUUAUCAUUCAGAAUUAUGAUACGCUAGGACUGAAGCUGCAGGAUAAUCUUGAUCAGUAUGAGAGGUAUUCGGAGAAGCCUAAUCAUAAUGGCUUUUUUGAGGAGAUGGUAACUGGAGUAAUUAUUGACACCCGUGCCUCGAUAGACUUGAACGCCCUGGACACCCAGGAGAUCCUCCAGGAGCUCUCCAACAUCUCGUAGUCCCCGUAUAAACCCUCCAACCGUACUCAUCACCAUCAAUCAAACGAUCAAUUUCACCUCCACGCUCAGAAUACUGGAGUCAAUGAAAUGCGCCUUCAAGGUUUACAAAAAAAUAUGUAUAUUAUUCAAGAAUAUUUAAAGAAACAAGAGUGUUCAUCGAGAAAUGUCCCGAACUGAUGAAUGAUAUUUUUUAACGAGUGUUCAGCUCUGCUCUGUAAGUAAAUGCCUUUUGAAAGAA
Messenger RNA from Diachasma alloeum, 2787 nucleotides. RefSeq names its product armadillo-like helical domain-containing protein 3. The transcript is spliced from 5 exons. Gene Ontology annotation, biological process: regulation of Golgi organization. NCBI's taxonomy places the organism in Eukaryota, Metazoa, Arthropoda, Insecta, Hymenoptera, Braconidae. The record is from RefSeq and is a predicted model, not a curated record. Gene Ontology annotation, cellular component: cytosol. The coding region runs from base 534 to 2549 and encodes 671 amino acids.